Molecule: messenger RNA, 2529 nt
Organism: Chelmon rostratus (copperband butterflyfish)
Lineage: Eukaryota; Metazoa; Chordata; Actinopteri; Chaetodontiformes; Chaetodontidae
Gene: tppp2
Product: tubulin polymerization-promoting protein family member 2
Exons: 4
Coding region: 76-612 (178 amino acids)
Biological process (GO): microtubule polymerization; microtubule bundle formation; positive regulation of protein polymerization
Cellular component (GO): microtubule
Molecular function (GO): tubulin binding
Source: RefSeq, a predicted model, not a curated record
GAGGCUGAGGAGAAAGAAGAAGAAAGAGGAGGACUACGGAUAUUCACGCAGCAUCCUUCCACUUACGGCAGCAGCAUGGCUGAGGGCUCGGUGUCUGUAGCAGAGGUGGAGACCUCCUUCCAGAAGUUUGCAGUCCACGGAGACACUAAGGCCACGGGGAAGGAGAUGAACGGCAAGAACUUUGCCAAGAUCUGCAAGGACUGCACCAUCAUCGACGGCAAGAACGUCACCACCACGGAUGUCGACAUAGUUUUCAGCAAAGUCAAGGCAAAGUCGGCUCGCGUAAUCACGUUCGAGCAGUUCAACCAGGCCCUGACGGAGUUGGCUCCCAAACGUUUCAAAGGCAAAAGCAAAGAGGAGGCGCUUCAGCAGCUCUAUGGUCUCAUCGUUGGUAAGGAGCCAACCAACGUCGGAAUCACUAGAGUGGCGAAGGCGGCGGCGGUGGACAGGCUGACCGACACCACCAAAUACACCGGAACGCACAAGGAGCGGUUCGACGACUCGGGCAAAGGGAAGGGAAAGGCCGGCCGCGAAGACCUCCCGGACACCAGUGGCUAUGUGGCAGCUUACAAGGGCAGCGGCACUUACGAUGACAAAGUGAAAGAAGCAUAAUCCUGCUGACGGAUGAUGAAAAACUGGUUUAACCGAUAACCUGAAUUAGGGUCGAUAAAAAAAACACACAUAAAUGCAUUGGCUACUACUUUUUGAAGACAAAAUGUAGUGUACCGUGUUAUUCCAGUGGGCCGAGCAUUCACCACACUUUUAAUGGAGAAUUAAUGAGAAAAAAGACAUAAAUGGAGUUUCAGGAUUUUCACAAGACAACCGGGAUGAGAAACUCACAGUGCUCUGUAUAUUUUCAGCCAAAAGAUAAACUGUACUCGUAGCCGAGCGUGCUUUAAAGAAACUGACUUUGCUCUGUAGAAUAGUUAACACUGUGCCUUACAAGUGAUGUAGCCAGCAGUGUGAACGCUCUGAUAUACAGUAAUGCUGCUGCUGUUCUCAGUUACCUUCAUGCUUUAACAAAUGAAGCUCCUUCGCUUGCUGCGCUUAUCGCUUUAUAUUUCAGUGCCUUUUGCUGCAUGACCAAUCGUUAUUGUUCUUGUCAUGGAAUUUAUUCACGUCAUUAAAUGUAAUUUAAUAUGCUACAUGAAAUAUAGAAGUACAGUAUGUAUAAAAUGUAAUGAGAAGUGAAGAACAAAGAAUAAGUAAAUAAACAGGCUCGUCCUGCCUUGAAUGGACUUGAAUUAGGCUCAAUAAUGAAUGGUUGUAAGUCUAAUUAACACUGUAUCAGUCUAUUUUGCCGUGGACAUGAGUGCUAAGUACCUGGAUUGCCUCUCUGACUUGUUGCUGGUGUACUUGUUUGGGAGAUUCACACACGUGUUCCUGUUUGGGGAUUUGUUUUAGGUGGCAUUAGUUGUCGCUGCUCUUCGAUCCACUGCUUUGUUGAACAAAUAUUUUCCACAAAUAAAGUCUGUUGCAUUAGCUGCUCCUGUUCGUUCAGGUUUCUGUGUGCCUUCGCCACAGGUGCCGUAGAAAGCACCAGUUCUGAGGACAGUGACGCUUUUGUGGCAUUCAUUUCACACUCAUUUGUAGGCAGCGAUAAGAAAACAGGAUGGUCCACUCUCACCUGAUUUGGAUCCUGGGGAAACUGGUCAGGGGACUGGGAUUAAAUGUUUUGUCUGCUCCUGUGCGCAGACACUUGGUUCAAGAGGAAGCCUGUGUGGGUGUUUGUCCCCAACUACCUGUAACUAGGGUGGACAUUUGGCCAUUCACUUGGCUGGGGAGUGUGUCAGGACCGGCACGUGUCCAAAUGUUGUAACCCAGUAGUCAUCCGUCUUGCUGAAACAUGCAGUUGUUGUCUAGAAGUGCUUCCUACCCGUCCUGACAUGCAAUGAAUCGCCCUGCUUCCCAGACCUCCUGGAAGGGUCCGCAUGAUGUCGUUGUCCCAUCUGACAGGGGGUCACCUCCUGAGGGGGAGGAGGAACUGGCAAACGACGAUGCAAUUUUGAGGGGUUUUCUAGAAAGGUCUGAACCCCCCACUGAAGGAUUUGUGGCAGUUUGCCUCCAGUUUGUGCUCGUGUUUUUAAAAAGGUGGCCAGUGCUUGCUGCACCUCAUCUGCAGCUCUUUGGUGAUGCCUGUAAGGCAGGGACUGGAGAUGAGCUCAUGCUCUCUUGUAUUCUGUUUUCCUGCUCUUAAAGAGCUCCUAUAACCCGAUUGAGGUUUCUUAGAGGGAAGCUGAUGCUAGCAUCAGAAAUGUUCAGGUGGACUGUCUGCCUUAUGUUACAGUUUGCUACAGAUUGCUUUUGCCUCAGGUGGGACGGUUGGUUGUGACAUUUAACUAUCAGCACUCCUCUUGCUGUAGUGUGGUUUUUCUUCUGCAGGUUGCUCGCAGGUGGAGAUGGGCGGAUUCAUCUAACCUGAUGUCUUACACGUGGCCAGGCUGGGCCCAGGUUAUUUAUUCUGGUUCAUUCUGUCUUUGUCUUUCCACAUCACCAUCCACCCUUUUGCUCUGGUUUUCCUCUGUUGUU